CCUUGCAAAGAAUAAGUAUAGAUUUAGGGUUUCUCCUAAAUAGGGUUCAAUUUUACCAAAUGGUUAGGGUUUAGUUUUUCUUUUCUUUUCCUUUUUUUAAAAUUUUAAAACGACGGCUAUGGGUUUCGAUUGCCAAGAUGGUUUAAGCCUGGUCCUUGAGUUUAGAGAGAUUGGGAGUGGUGGUGAGAACAACGGUGCCGUGGUGUCAAGAGAGCUCUUCCCGGGGGGUGGAGUUGGUGGCGAUUUUAUGGUUUCCGAGGGGCAGAGCGCCAAAAACAAGUGGAUCGAUCUGUCGUUCGAGAAAAUAGAAACCGACGAGGUGCGGGCGAUCCAACAACCGUCACAGCAACAACAGCAGGUUAAGAAAAGCAGGCAAGGGCCUAGGAAGACUGGAACUGUUGUUAAACGAUCUCCGAGAGGAUCUGAGUCACUGACUCCAAAGCUCUGUGAUGCCUCAAUUAGUGAAACUGUUGUAUUACGUGGCCAACAUUCUAAUUCUCCUAGAACUCCAAAAUCCGGGCUAGGUAUUCUAGAGAGAAAUUCAAAUGCCUCACUUGAAGACAGUGUAACAAACCUUGCAGAGGCAAAGGCUGCAAUGCAAGCAGGAUUGAGAAAACGAAAAGCAGGAGAAAGGUCUGCAUUAGGCAAGUCUCUCAAGUACAACAAUUCUAUCCCAGAGGUCCCUGUGAAUAUUUUGAUGCACAAAGAGCAUUUUCAAGAUCGCGCCAAGCUAGCGGUGAUAAUGAAAGAGCAAAGAUAGUGUUGGAGUUGUGGUGUUCAAGCUGCCAAAGUAGCAGCAAAUGGAAAGACGUGAGAGCUGCAACAUGAUUACAGAGUAGCAGCAAAGUGACAGCACAAUGGAGCUUCACAUACGCUACAAGAAAUGGCAGUAAAUCUUUGAAUGUAAUCUUUUGUUUUAAAUGCUUAAUAUUUUCUUGUAUUGGAUAAAAUGUUAGGUGAGAAAAAAAAUUGCUUUUUUAUUGUAUUGUUUCUGCUAUAAAUGUAGUAAAAUAUCAAUGAUAUCUUUGAGUUGGAGUGAUAUACUCCUCUCCAUUUUAUGUGCUCUGCUCUUCAUCUUCUUCCUCUCGGUUCUCUCCUUUUUUUCUUUCUUUGCUUUAAAAAACCCAACAGAUAGCACCAUCAUCUGCACCAUUGUCAGUGUUGCUUAUUCCUUCGUUAAAAGAGGUGAGAAAAAAAAUUGCUUUUUUAUUGUAUUGUUUCUGCUAUAAAUGUAGUAAAAUAUCAAUGAUAUCUUUGAGUUGGAGUGAUAUACUCCUCUCCAUUUUAUGUGCUCUGCUCUUCAUCUUCUUCCUCUCGGUUCUCUCCUUUUUUUCUUUCUUUGCUUUAAAAAACCCAACAGAUAGCA
Molecule: messenger RNA, 1366 nt
Organism: Rubroshorea leprosula
Lineage: Eukaryota; Viridiplantae; Streptophyta; Magnoliopsida; Malvales; Dipterocarpaceae
Source: the annotation of a GenBank genome assembly